This is a messenger RNA of Teleopsis dalmanni, 14479 nucleotides long. Its product is annotated as titin. The transcript has 14 exons. The coding region runs from base 1 to 14397 and encodes 4798 amino acids. The record is from RefSeq and is a predicted model, not a curated record. Lineage: Eukaryota; Metazoa; Arthropoda; Insecta; Diptera; Diopsidae.
AUGCAACGAAAUACGAAUCCUUAUCAGCUGCAACAGCAGCAGCAACAGCAACAGCAAUCGCAGCAACAGUACAUGAGUCAGGAACAAUAUUCUACCACUCAACAACAACAGCAACAAAGGAUUAGUCGUACUGAACACCAUGUUCAAAGGAGUCAAGUUACGACUCAACAACGAGUUGAACAACAUGGAGGGGUUGGUGGCACGUACAUCCAACCAGCACUAACACACGUGUAUGCACAAGGCGAUAUAUCACCACCAAUUUUUGAACAGAUCUUUAAAAAUGCUCGCUUUGCCCAAGGAGGUAAUGCUUUAUUUGAAGGUAAACUCCGUGGUAAUCCAAAGCCAUUCGUAACAUGGACUCGAAAAGGCGCACCACUUCUUGAGUCACAAAAGUUUCGUAUGUCUUAUAAUGAAGCCACUGGAGAAGUUUCACUUUUGAUAAAUCAAAUUGGGCCUGGCGAUGAAGGUGAAUAUACAUGCACUGCUCGUAAUCAAUAUGGCGAAGCAAUUUGCAGUGUAUAUAUACAGCCAGAAGGCGCUCCUUCGCCGGUUAUAAAGCCUGUACAAACAUUUGACAAAUCCAUAUAUACGAAUGGAUAUUCAUAUACCUCAACGGAAGAGGAAUUUCGUGUAGACACAUUUGAAUACAGACUUCUACGUGAAGUAUCGUAUAGAGAGGCUAUAACACGCCGUUCCUCCUAUGAACAAGACUAUCAUUUAGUUCAAGAAGUAGAUCGUUCCUUGGGUCCUGCCCAUGCACCACAAAUUGCACAAAAACCAAGGAACUCUAAGUUAAUUGAAGGUUCAGAUGCUGUAUUCACUGCUAAAGUAGGCUCUAAUCCAAAACCACGUUUAACGUGGUUCCGUAAUGGCCAGCGAUUAGUGCCAUCUCAGAAAUACGACAUAUCGUACUCCAAUGGAUUGGCCACUUUGCGUGUUAAGAAUGCUAAUAUACAAGAUGGUGGACACUACACUUUACUUGCAGAAAAUACACAAGGUUGUGUUGUUUCGUCUGCUGUUUUAGCAGUUGAACCUGCCGCAGAAUCUGCAAAUGAACCAAAACCUGUAGACAAUAUGGCUGAGCAAUUGGAAUCCGGUAAAGCUUUGCCACCAAUGUUCGUUAAGGCAUUUGCUGAUCGCGAAAUUACAGAAGGCCGUAUGACGCGUUUUGAUUGCCGUGUAACAGGAAAUCCAUACCCAGAAGUGUUCUGGUUCAUUAAUGGACGUCAAGUAAAUGAUGAUACUUCCCAUAAAAUUUUAGUUAAUGAAUCUGGCAGUCAUUCACUUAUGAUCACUAAUGUUAGCCGACUAGAUGCAGGUGCUGUUCAAUGUUUAGCUCGUAACAAGGCUGGAGAAGUAGCAAUUGAAGCACGUCUUAAUGUACUUGAACGAGAACAAGUUGUCGCACCACAAUUUGUGCAACGUUUCAGUACAAUGACUGUUCGAGAAGGCGAGCCUAUUGCAAUGAGCGCAAACGCCAUCGGAACACCAAUGCCGCGAAUUACAUGGCAAAAAGAUGGCGCUCAAAUAACAUCAACAGCUGAUCGCUUUGUUGGCAUUGAUGGUGGAGCAACAUGUUUGGAAAUUCCGCGAGUUAAAGCUUCAGAUGCUGGUUGGUAUCAAUGCACAGCCCAAAAUAUUGCUGGUUCAACUGCUAAUCGUGCAAGACUUUAUGUUGAAGUUCCCAGAGAUGAACCACAACACGAACAAAGACGUCUUAAUUUACCUCGUCCAACAAAAAUAAUUGAGCCAGAGCCUAUACCUGGUCCUGAAAUAAUAUAUCUCCGACACGUAGAAAGGGCCAAGCCACAUUUGCGUCCAGGAGAAGAAGAUCGGGUCUAUCCACCACCACAGUUCAUAAUACCUUUGCAGAAUGUGCAACAGAUCGAAGGUGGUAGAGUACACAUGGAAGCUAGAAUUGAACCAGUUGGAGAUCCAACCAUGGUUGUAGAGUGGUUCCUUAACGGACAGCCUCUUGCAGCAAGUGCACGUACAACAUCUGUGUUUAAAUUUGGUUUUAUUGGACUUGACCUUCUAAGCGUUAUGGCUCAUGAUGCAGGAGAAUAUAUGUGUCGUGUUAGCAACGCAAGUGGUAUAGCUGAAUCACGAGCCAUUAUAUCUAUAUCUCAACGUCCUUCAAUUGAAAAAACAUCACAAAAUCCAAAUAGUUUACAAUAUAUAAGUCAAUUGGAAGACUAUUCACGAUAUCAGCGACAAGAAAGCACAGAAGAACUUAUGAAACAGGCUCCUGUGUUUAUACGUCCACUACAAGAUUUGGGUGAGUUCGAAGAAGGUAAAAAUGUACACUUCGAAGCCCAAGUGACACCAGUCAAUGAUCCAUCAAUGCGUGUAGAAUGGUAUAAAGAUGGUCGUCCCAUUACUGCGAGCUCACGUAUCACAGCAAUCUUUAACUUUGGUUAUGUCUCCCUAAACAUCUUGCACCUAAGAGCUGAAGAUGCUGGUUCGUAUACAGUUCGCGCUGUAAAUCGUAUGGGUGAAGCCAUUAGUUCAUCGAACAUUCGUGUAAUUUCACGAUCGCAAGUAACUGCUGAUUUGGGUAUUCCAGAACAACAGCGUUAUAUUGAAAAGGUAGAAGAAUUAGAAGAUUACAGAAGAUCGCAACAACGUCGUCAAGUGCGAGAAGCACCAGAGUCAAUUGCACCACCAAAAUUCAAAACGCCAAUUCUAAACCAAUUGGAUUUACGUGAAGGUGGUCAUGCACAUUUUGAAGCAAGACUUGAACCAAUCGGCGAUUCUACAAUGCGUGUCGAAUGGCUUAAAGAUGGCCAACCUUUAGAAGCCAGCUCGCGCAGUACGACGUUCUUCAACUUUGGUUAUGUUGCUUUGACUAUUAAGCAACUUACUAUUUACGAUGCCGGUACUUAUACUUGUAGAGCAUAUAAUGCGAUGGGUCAAGAUACAACUUCUGCUCAAUUAAGUGUAAUAUCAAAGAAAGAAAUUGUAUCUGAGUCUCAACAUCCAGGUGGCUUAGAAAAAAUUCAACAUUUAGAAGACUCUUCUCGUUAUGGACGUACUGAAGAAGAGGAAACGAAAGUUACUCAAAUGCCGCGUUUCUUAGGACCAAUGAAAGGAACAAAUAAGAUUUUAGAGGGACAGAGAGCUCAUUUUGAAGCACGUGUUGAACCACAAAGCGACUUGGGUAUGCACAUUGAGUGGUAUCAUAACGGUCGCGCAAUUUCAGCUGCAAAUCGCAUCCAAACGUACUACGACUUUGGAUAUGUUGCUUUGGAUAUUUCGCAAGUCAGAGCUGAAGAUGCUGGUGUUUACACAGUAGUAGCUAGAAAUAAGCUGGGUGAAGCACAAUUACAAGGAACUAUGGUAGUAGAAACACGUUCCAGCAUUGACACAUCCAGCAUGCAUCGUGGACUAUACGAAAAAACACAAAAUUUGGAAAAUAAGCCGUUUGUAGAACCCCAUUACGAUAUUGAGGAAAUAUCUAAAUCUAAACCUAUUUUCACUCAACCAUUGUCUGACCAGAAACCAAUUCAUGAAAGUAAAAAUAUUCAUUUGGAAUGCCGUUUGGAACCAAUGGGUGAUCCAACCAUGAGGGUAGAGUGGUUCCACAAUGGGCGCCCUAUUACAGUUGGAUCACGUUUCCGCACAUAUUACGAUUUUGGUUUUGUUGCUCUUGACAUAAUUCAAGCUACAGCUGCAGAUUCUGGUGAAUACACCGUGCGUGCCACAAAUCAUUUAGGUUCUGCACAUACUUCAUCAUGUGUUCGUGUAAUUGAUAGAUCAGAUGUUGUUACCGAAACUCAAAACGAAAUGUCUCUCGAACAAAUACAGUUGCUUGAAGACGCUUCACGUCGUCAUCACCCAAUACAAGAAGACUUGACAGUGAUGCAAGCCCCUCAAUUUACACGUCCCUUGCAUAACAUUGAAACAAUUGAAGGUACUAACGUUCAUUUAGAGUGCCGCUUACAACCAGUUGGGGAUCCAAGUAUGCGUGUUGAAUGGUUUGUAAAUGGCAAACCAAUAAAAACUGGUCAUCGCUUCCGACCUGCGUAUGAAUUUGAUUAUGUGGCACUUGACUUGCUCGGUUGUUAUGCCAUCGAUUCAGGAAUUUAUACAUGUCAAGCAAGAAAUCAACUUGGUGAAGCAGUUACUUCUUCCUCUGUACGCAUUAUUGCUAAAAACGAUUUGAUAUUAGAAACUCAAAAUGAGUCUGGGUUGCAAAAGAUUGCUUAUUUAGAGGAUUCUUCACGGUAUCGCCGAAGUGAGUAUGUAGAUGAGAUAGUCAAUAUUAAACCUCGUUUCUUAACUCACCCUAAAAGCUUAACCAAUACCCGAGAGGGUGGCCAUGCUCACUUUGAAUGUAAAAUUGAACCAGUAACUGAUCCGAAUCUAAAAGUUGAAUGGUUCAAAAAUGGUCGUCCAAUAACUAUUGGUCAUCGUUUUAGACCAAUUCAUGAUUUUGGCUAUGUAGCGUUAGAUAUUGUUGAUCUGAUUGCUGAAGAUUCUGGAGUUUAUACCUGCCGCGCAGUGAAUCUUAUUGGAUCAGAUGAAACCCGUGUAGAAUUGCAAUGCAGAAGUUCUGAACAAAUCAUAACUGUUACUCAAAACGAGACAGGCUUAGAACAAAUUCACUAUUUAGAAGAUCGUUCACGGUACAGCCGUCGCGAAGAAGUAGACGAAACUACUAAACAAGCUCCUGUUUUUACAACAUCAUUGAAAAAUAUUGAAAUAAAAGAAAAUCAACGAGCUCACUUUGAAUGUCGUUUGAUUCCGGUGUCAGAUCCAUCUAUGCGUGUUGAAUGGUAUCAUAACAACAUGCCGCUUAAAUCUGGUUCUCGUUUUACUGAAACAAACAACUUCGGUUUUGUGGCCUUGGACAUUAUGUCGUGCUUACCUGAGGAUGCUGGAAGCUAUACUUGCCGUGCUUUUAAUGCAGUAGGUGAAGCAAUAACAUCAGCUGUAGCAGUUGUUCAUACAAAGAAGUCCAUUUAUUUGGAGUCACAACACGAAAGCGCUCUACCACGGUUGCAACAUCUGGAAAGUUCUGCCAAACGUCAACGUUUAAGUGUUCAAGAAGAAACUAUUAGCCAAGCACCCGUUUUUACAAUGCCAGUUCGUGAUGUGCGCGUUGCUGAAGGACAGGCAGUUCAUUUUGAAGCUCGAUUGAUUCCUGUUGGCGACCCUCACUUAAAAGUCGAAUGGCUACGUAAUGGCCAACCUAUUGAAGCUUCAAAUCGAACGACAACUAUGCAUGACUUCGGCUAUGUUGCUUUGAACAUGAAGUAUGUUAAUCCAGAAGACUCUGGCACUUACACAUGUCGUGCUGUUAAUGAGCUUGGACAAGCGGUGACAUCAGCUUCGCUUAUUGUACAAUCAAAAACAUCUAUUCAAAUGGAAACACAGCAUGAAGCCGCUAUGCACAAAAUUCAUCAACUAGAAGAUCACAGUAAAUACCAACGACGUGAAGAGGAAGAUUAUGUUGUUACCCAGGCUCCACGAUUCAUUACUAAGUUGAUUGGACCAACAAACUUAGUGGAAGGUCAAAGUGCUCAUUACGAAUGCCGUAUUGAACCAUAUCCCGAUCCCAAUCUCAAAGUGGAAUGGUUCCAUAAUGGAAAACCAUUAAACACCGGUCAUCGUUUCCGUACAACUUAUGAUUUCGGUUUUGCAGCUUUAGACGUACUCACUGUUUAUGCUGAAGAUAGUGGCGAAUACACUUGCCGCGUAACAAAUAAUUUAGGAGAAGCUGUCAACUCAAUUAACUUAAAUGUACAAUCCAGAUCUUCAAUUAUCAGAGACACCCAACAUGAAGAGGCUUUGCAAAAAAUACAAUAUCUUGAAGACGAAUCUCGCUACCAAAGGAAAAUCGAAGAAGAUCAAUUCAUGGCUGAACGUCCUCAAUUCGGUCGUCCUUUACGUAAUGCAAAUGUAAAUGAAGGCAGCCCUGUGCAUUUGGAAGCAACAUUAACCCCAGUUAAUGAUCCAACAAUGAAAGUUGAAUGGUACUGCAAUGGCAGACCAAUACAAACUGGGCAUCGUUUCAAAACAACAUACGAUUUCGGUUUUGUUGCUCUCGAUUUAUUAUACGCACAUGCUGAAGAUACUGGUACUUACAUGUGCAAGGCUAAGAAUGCAGUAGGGGAAGCUGUCACGACUUGUGCUGUAAACGUAACAGCAAAUAAGACAUUGGAUCUCGAUACUCUUGAUGCUCAGCGUCUUGAAAAAAUAAGACAGCUGGAAAAUUAUGCACCCCCACAAAAACCUGUGGUGGAGGAACGUGGACAGAAACCAAUUUUCCUUACUCCUUUAAGCAAUUUGGAACAUCUUAAAGAAGGUGAACAUGCUCAUUUAGAGUGUCGAGUUGAACCAAUAAAUGACCCUAACCUAAAGAUUGAAUGGUUCUGCAAUGGAAAGCAACUUCCAUUAGGUCAUCGUUUCAGAACUACCCAUGAUUUCGGAUACGUUGCCUUAGAUGUUUUAUACGUAUAUGGUGAGGAUACCGGCACUUACAUGUGCAAAGCUACUAAUUUGCUUGGUGAAGCAGUAAAUACUUGUAACGUUCGUGUGUUAAAUCGCCGUAGCAUGAUCCUUGAUACUCAACAUCCUGAUGCCUUAGAAAAAAUUCAAAAACUUGAGUCAAAGGCAGCACCAGCUAGAACAGAAGUUGGUGAUAUACCACUAAGUCCACCACAUUUCACCGCAGAAUUACGUGGUCCUGCCGAAAUCUACGAAGGCCAAACAGCUCACUUUGAAGCACAAGUUCAACCAGUUCACGAUCCCAACUUGCGCAUUGAAUUCUAUCACAAUGGAAAACCUCUACCGUCUGCAUCUCGUUUCCAUAUUACUUUUGAUUUUGGAUAUGUAUCCCUCGAUAUUACUCAUGCCGUUGCUGAAGAUGCCGGCGAAUACUCAGUGCGUGCAGUAAACGCACUUGGACAAUGUGUUUCUUCUACAAACUUACGUGUCAUUGCGCGUGGUACAAUCAUAUCUGAUACCCAACAUCCUGAAGGCUUGGAAAAAAUUCGAAAACUUGAAGCAAAUGCUCCUUUCCAACGUCCAGAAGUUGAAACCCCUGGAACUAGGCAAAGACCAGUAUUCACUCAACCAUUGCAAAAUAUUGAUCGCAUCAAUGAACACCAAACUGCACACUUCGAAUGUCGCCUUAUUCCAGUAGGUGAUCCUAAUCUUAAAGUGGAAUGGUACCGUAAUGAGAAGAUUAUUGAAGAUAGUUCUCGCAUUACUAAGCAACAUGAUUUUGGUUAUGUUUCUUUGGAUAUAUCACAUAUUCGUAAAGAAGAUGAAGGCGUUUAUAUGUGCCGAGCUGUUAAUCCUCUUGGCGAAGCUGUUACUACUGCAUCUAUGCGUGUGGUAAGUGAAGCCAAUAUAUUAAUGGAUACACAACAUCCAGACAGUAUAAGCCGUAUCCAUCAACUAGAACGACCAGCAGCUCCACGACCUGAAGAACCAGAACGUGCUUUCGAGAAACCUAUAUUUACACAGUUAUUAACGGGCCCAUCUGAAGUUUGGGAAGGUCAACAUGCUCACUUUGAAGCUCGGGUAGUACCAGUUGGUGACCCAUCUCUUAAAUUUGAAUGGUACAUUAAUGGUGUAGAACUCAAGAUGGGUUCACGUUUGCGUACCACUCAUGAUUUCGGUUUUGUCACACUUGAUAUUAAUUCUGUUGUACCAGAAGAUGCUGGUGUAUAUAUGUGCCGCGCCUACAAUGCUGCUGGUGAAGCAGUAUCAUCAACUGCAAUGAAAGUCAAAACUAAAUCUAAUAUUUCAGGGGAGCCUUUAAUUCCAGAAUCUUGGGAAGCUAUUCGGCUUAAGGAAGCUGCCAUGAAUCGCGUACCAGAGAAGUUCGUUGAUUCUGCACCACAACAAGCUCCUGUUUUCACUACUCAUCUGCAAAGUUACGAUAAACUUAGCGAAGGCCAGCAUGUUUUACUUGAAGCCCAAGUUGAACCACGUGCUGAUCCUAACUUACGUAUUGAGUGGUUUAAAAAUGGUAUUUCACUUACAACUGGUGCGCGUAUUCGCAGUACUUUCGAUUUUGGUUUGGUUACUCUCUCUAUUAAUGGCUUACGCGGUGACGACUCAGCUAUUUACACUUGUAAAGCAACUAACCAGGUAGGCGAAGCUGUAUCUACUUGCAGUCUUAAAAUUGAAGACCGUCAUUGGUUGCAAGGAGAAUCUUUACAUCCAGAAUCACUACCUCGCAUAGAUGCUCUUGAAGCACCUAAAGAAGGACGCCCAGAAGCUCCAGAACCAGCUUAUGAAGUACCUGUGUUUAUAACUCAUUUGAAUAAUAUCGAAUGCAAGGAAGGUGAUAAUGUACGCUUCGAAUCAACUGUAGAACCAGCAAGAGAUCCUACAAUGAAGAUCGAAUGGUUCUAUAACGGACAACCAUUGCAAGCUGCAGCUAAAUUCAAAUCAAUUUACGACUUUGGUUAUUGCGCAUUAGACUUAAGUAAUACAUAUGCUGAAAAUAGUGGAAUUUAUACAUGCAAAGCAACAAACAGCAGAGGUUUCGCAACCACGUCAGGAACCCUAAAAUGUACUGGAGGAAAGACAAUGUUCUUCGAUACACAACAUCCACAAGGUAGUGCAGGUUUAGAAGCUGUUCAAGAAACUGAAGAAGCUUUGGCAAAUCGUUACAACCGACAAGCUUCAAAACCAGAAACCCAUUAUCCUCCCCCAGUUUGGACAAGACCCUUACAAGCUGAGUUCCAUCUUUCUGAAGCUCAAGCGCUUCACUUGGAAGGAAAUGUAGAACCAAAAGAAGAUCCUAAUUUGUUUAUUGAAUGGUACUUCAACGGAAAACUGUUACAACACGGCUCACGCUUCAAAAUGACUACUGAAUUUGGUUUUGUUACAAUGGAUGUUAUUGAAAUGUAUGCUCGCGAUCAAGGUAUUUAUACUUGUAAAGCUUAUAACAAAGCCGGGGAAGCAUUUACUUCAACGACCAUUUUCUGUACCAGCAAGGAAAAUAUAAUUGAACAAACUCAGCAUCCUAAAGGCGCAGAAGGUUUAGAACAAAUUCAAGACCUUGAAGAAUCGCUAAGAAAAGACGGUUCCAAACCUGAGAAACCAGAGGAGGGAAUGGCUCCUCGUUUCACUACUGAAUUCACUAAUAUAACAGAUGUUGGCGAGGGCGAAAUUGCUCACUACGAAGCUAAUUUAAUACCAACUGGAGACCAAAGUAUGGUCAUUGAAUGGUUCUUUAAUGGAAAAGUUUUGGAAGCUAGUCAUAGAGUUCGUACAAUAUACGCUUUUGGUAUGGUUGCUUUAGAAAUUCUUGGCACAAAAAUUGAAGAUACCGGUACUUAUACAUGUCGCGCAACAAAUAAAUAUGGAUCAGCUGAAAUUAGCUGUGUUUUGGAAUGUGUAGAUAAACCUAGAGGUCAAAAACCACGCUUUACAACACAUAUACAACCUCUAGAGGGUCUUAAGGAUGGCCAAUCUGCUCACUUUGAAUGUACUUUAAUACCAGUUAAUGAUCCAGAGUUAAAAGUUGAAUGGUACCAUAACGGAAAACUUAUGCGUCAUUCAAACCGUAUUAAAACAGUAUCAGACUUCGGAUAUGUUGUGCUUGAUAUUGCUUAUUUACAAGACCAUGAUAGUGGUGAAUAUAUGUGCAGAGCAUAUAACAAAUAUGGUGAAGACUUCACAAGAACUACUCUUAAUUGCCGUGGUCGCGGUGGAGUAUUUUACGACAGCUUGCAACCUGAUUCUUUACAGAGAAUUCGGGAAUUGGAAUGCCCACAAGGUGGACAGGCUGAUACUAGUGCUCCAAUUGUAACAGAACCACCUAAAUUUAUCACACAAAUUAGUGAUAUUACAAAGUUAGUCGAAGGACAAAGUGCUCACUUUGAAGCUCGUUUGACUCCUGUUACAGACCCAGAUCUAAAAGUUGAUUGGUACUUUAAUGGUAAAAAGCUCCCACACGGACAUCGUUUCCGCACUUUCCACGAUUUUGGUAUUGUAAUAUUGGAUAUCCUAUAUUGCUAUGAAGAAAACUCUGGUGUUUAUGAGUGUCGUGCUGUUAACAAAUAUGGAGAAGAUGUUACCCGUGCUACACUUAAGUGCACUUCGAAAGCCAAUCUAAUUUUGGACUCACAAUUACCACGUGGCAUGGAAGGUGGUUUGGAAAAAAUUGCUAAUUUAGAGUACAGUAUGGUACGAACUCGUGAUGAAACUACCGAAGAAACAAAAGGCAAAGCGCCAGUAUUUACUGUUCCUCUAGAAAAUAUAGAAAAUCUUCGUGAAGGAGAAAAUGCUCACUUUGAAGCUCGUGUUACACCAACUGAUGAUCCAAGGCUUAAAGUUGAAUGGUAUUGGAACGGACGUCCUCUUAAGGCAGGAUCACGUUUCCGCACUUUCUGUGACUUUGGAUUCGUUAUUUUGGAAAUUUCUCCAGUAUAUCCAGAAGAUUCAGGCGAAUACUCAUGCCGUGCUAUUAAUGAGUAUGGUGAAGCUGUUACUACAGCAACAAUGAAGAUUCAAGGAAAACGUAGCAUUAUUAUGGAAUCACAACUACCAAAGGGAAUGGAGGGUACAAUUGAUCGUAUUGCUGAAUUAGAAGGACUUGGAAUUCGUGGUAACGAAUUCGUACCUGAUGAUGAUACUGGAAAACCACCAGAGUUUAUUACAACACCCUUCGAUAUGGUUAUUAAUGAAAAUUCUUUAGCUCACUUUGAAUGCCGUCUACAACCAGUUAAUGAUCCAAGCAUGAGAGUGGACUGGUUCCACAAUGGCAAAGCAUUGUGGUCUGGCUCACGCAUCAAGACUAUCAAUGAUUUUGGCUUUGUAAUAUUAGAAAUUGCUGGAUGUUAUCAAAGAGAUUCUGGUUUAUACACUUGCAAAGCUACUAACAAACAUGGAGAAGCAACUGUAUCCUGUAAAUUACAAGUUAAGGGACGUCAAGGCAUAAUUGUUGAACCACAACUCCCAUCUAAUUUCCGCACCGGAACCGAAAGUUUGCAAAAACUUGAGGAAAAUAUGCACAAACGAGAAGAAAUCAUUAUUGAUGAAGAACAACCUAAUCCACCUAGAUUCACUGAAGAUAUUAAAGAUAACAUUGAUGUUCCAGAGGGCGGUCCAAUUCACUUUGACUGCCGCGUCGAACCUGUUAGUGAUCCCACUAUGCGAAUUGAUUGGUUCCAUAAUGGUCGACCAAUGCCGACAGGCUCACGAGUACAUCAGCUCAAUGAUUUUGGUUUUAUUGCAUUAGAUAUUGAUUACAUUUAUACACGUGAUUCUGGUGAAUACACAUGCCGUGCAACAAACAAGUGGGGUACUGCUACAACUUCGGCAAAGGUCACAUGCAAGGGUAAGCAUAAUAUUGUAUAUGACUCACAAUUGCCAGACGGAAUGACAGCUGAGAAGCUAAAGGAAUUGGAACGUGGACGUAUACCAGAAACUCCUAAAGUUGAAGAUCAAGAAUUUGGACCACCAAGAUUUGUAACUGAAAUUUCUUCAGUUACUGUAGAGGAAUCGGAACCAAUACGUUUCGAAUGUCAAGUUGAACCUAAAAGUGAUCCAAACCUAUAUGUGGAAUGGUAUCGCAAUGGUAAACCUUUACCAUCUGGUCACAGAUACAAAAAUAUUUUUGAUAUGGGCUAUGUUUCACUUGACAUACUGUAUGUUUAUUUUGAAGAUUCUGGUGAAUACAUUUGCCGUGCAGUUAACAAAUAUGGUGAAGCACGCACAAAAGCAACUAUUUCAUGCAAAAAAUUGCCAUCGAUUAUGCUACAAAACCAAGUUCCACGUGGUAUGAAACGUUCUGAAACACUUACACAAAUGGAAGCAACCAUUAAGAAAUAUACAUCUGAAGUGCAUUUGACUGAAGAUGACUUAUUCGAUCCUGAUCGCAAACAACCACCACGAUUUGUUACACAAAUUAAGGACCAAACAACCUUAACUGAAAUGGCUUCUACUAAAUUUGAAUGCCAAUUAGCACCUGUUGGUGAUCCAAAUAUGAAAGUUGAAUGGUUCUUUAAUGGUAAACCAUUAUUCUAUAAAACACGUUUCCAACCCAUUUAUGACUUUGGCUACGUUGCCAUGAACUUUGGUUGGGUUUAUCCAGAAGACAGUGGAGAGUAUGUCUGUCGCGCGACUAAUUUGUAUGGUAUGGAUGAAACCAGAGCAGUUAUUAAAGUCGCUGGCAAGCCUAGUAUCAUUUAUGACUCACAAUUGCCUGCACAUAUGCAAAGUAUUGAUCGUAUACGCGAAAUGGAAGCAUCGUGGCAAGUUGUACCAGAUGAAGUCGAUCCAGAUGCAAAACCAAGAUCUAAACCAAUUUUUGUUAGCAAAAUUGAGCCACAAACUGUAGAAGAAGGUGAACCUGCAAGAUUUUGUGUUCGCGUCACUGGUCAUCCACGACCAAGAGUAAUGUGGUUAAUAAAUGGACACACUGUUGUUCACGGUUCGCGGUAUAAGCUCACUAAUGAUGGCAUGUUCCAUUUGGAUAUUCCAAAAACUCGCCAAUACGAUACAGGAAAGGUUGAAGUUAUUGCUCGUAACUCAGUUGGAGAAUCUAUUGCUACAACUGAACUAAAUGUAGUAUCACGAUCCGAUGACUAUAGAGGUGUCCUGAAGAACUCACCACGCCCAUGGUAUGAUUAUGAGCUAGCCUCCUACCAGAAGGAACGUCAAGAGAAUGAACUUGAAAAGGUGUUCGAUGAACGUAAACAAUAUUUGGCCGAACAAAGUGGUACCACACUUAAAGGAGUAGAACACUUAAAACCAAAGCAAAUUAAACCUCAAGCUCCAGAUUGGCAACAAAAUGUUUUGGCCAAAAAAAGUGAAGAUUAUUACAGCAAAUUACAAGAAUUGGAAACAGAACAAUUGCUCAAAGAAACCAACUUCCGCAAGGACACUCACCAAUAUGCCAUACCUGGACAAAAGAUUGUCAGCAGCUCUGCGGCCAAAGGCAUGGCCAAAUCAUAUGAGGAAAAUCUUGAAGAACAAACACAGCAAACUCAAGCUACUACCAAAAAGGUUAUGCAAAAGCCACCAAUAGAACCAUCCGAAUCGUCAGUACAUGGACGUGAAGUGCACAUGAAUAAACAACAACAGACACAAAAAGAGGUUGUAGGUGAUUUGGAAAUAACGAGAAAAAUUACCGCUACAGAAACAACUGAAGUUGAACAUAAAGGCACCAUUCAAGAACGUGUAGUAAAGGGUCCAGUUUUGCCCUCAAAACCACCAAUAUUUACUAAAAAAAUACAACCAUGUCGUGUAUUUGAAAAUGAAUCCGCGAAAUUCGAAGUAGAAUUUGAUGGUGAACCCAUGCCAACUGUGAAAUGGUUCCGUGAAAGCUUCCCAAUCAAGAGCUCACCCGAUUUGCAAAUUCAUACUUUCAGCGGUAAAUCAAUUUUAAUAAUACGUCAAGUAUUUGUAGAGGACUCAGCUGUAUUCUCAUGUAUUGCCGAGAAUCGAGGUGGUACUGCCAAAUGUAGCGCAAACUUAGUUGUAGAAGAAAGACGCCGCGCUGGUAAAGGUGGUCUUUCACCACCAAGCUUUGUAACCACAAUUCAAAGCACUACUGUAUCUACUGGUCAAUUAGCACGUUUUGAUGCCAAAGUAUCUGGCACACGUCCAAUGGAUGUAUAUUGGUUAAAGAACGGUAUGAAAGUUCAACCAAGCAUUAAAUUCAAAAUGUUAGAAGAAGAUGGUUUAUAUACUUUGCUAAUUAUUGAGCCUUUUGCCGAGGAUUCCGGUCGAUAUGAAUGUGUUGCUGUUAAUGCCGCUGGUGAAGCACGUUGUGAUGCUGAUUGCGUUGUUCAAUCUCCUACAAAACCUGAAAAACCAGCAACACCAGGAACUGAAAAAGCUCCACAUAUUGUUGAAAAACUCAAGAGUCAGUCAAUUGAAGAAGGUACCAAAGUUAUCUUCCGCUGUCGGGUAGAAGGUAAACCAACCCCAACAGCACGUUGGAUGCGUGGUGAAAAUAUUGUCAAACCCUCACGCUAUUUCCAAAUGACACGACAAGGUGAAUACUAUCAAUUAGUUAUUUCUGAAGCUUUCCCAGAAGAUGAAGGUACCUAUAAAUGUAUUGCCGAGAAUAAAUUGGGCACCAUACAAACCAGUGCUCAACUAAAGGUGCGUCCAAUUGAAAAUCUGGAUGCUCCACCUACUAUUACAGCGCUAAAAGAUAUUUCAGUAACAGAGGGCAUGCCAGCACAAUUUAAAACAACUGUAACUGGUAAAGUUAAGGCAACAAGUGUUCAAUGGUUCCGUGAGGGAGCUCUUAUACCGGAAACUCCUGAUUUCCAGAUGAUAUUUGAUGGAAAUAGUGCAGUCUUACUCAUUGGAACUACUUAUGAAGAAGAUUCGGGUGUAUUUACAGUUCGCGUAACAUCUUCAACUGGCCAAGUUGAAUCCUCAGCAAAAUUAACUGUUAAAAGUAAGGAUUGAAAUAAAAUAAAUUUAUAAAUUGAAAACCUUUGACGAUUGCAAACAGAAACGAACGAAAAAGUUUUUAUUAAAAACAAAAAUA